AUGUUGGGAUAUCUCCGUUGUUCCACACCCCAGAAUUCAAUGGGUUCCCAAGCUCUUACACGGGCCUACCUUCGGGGAGCGUGGUCAGCGCUCCCCAUCCCAUCUCGAGCCAUUGGUACCGCGCUACCUCCGCUGAAUCAGUUUGGCACACCGUCUCAGAGCCCGGCUGCUGAUCCUGCUGUGACCGGAGUGCCGAGGGACGGGAGUACUGAUUUGGCCAAAGCGGACCCUGCCAAUGGUUCUGGUAGCCUUGGAUUGGCACGGGGCGGACAAUUACCCGCCAACAUCGUGGAGAAUCCUCCCGACCUUCACCUAUGGCGCCAGAAACUGUUUGAUCUACAAAGUCCUGUCAUCCUUACCAAUGAGGAGUACGACAUGUACUUUCCUUGGGUUGACAAUAUCUACUCGCACCGGACGUCACAGACAGCAUCUAAACGGGGACUUGUCACCCGUUACUUCGACUGCCGCUUGAAAGGCCGGCCGUCUGGAACACCUAAAUCACAGGACCCCAACAAAAAGAAACGCAAACGCACCGUGCGCCCGCUUGAUCUAUGCGACGUCAGAAUCAAGAUUACAGAAUACCCAGCCAGCUCUGUAGGAGAGCUCACGGCGAUAUGCAACUCCAUCGGCUUGAAUAGCGAGCAGGUCGAGGCAGCGGCCUCAAGGAUCCGGGACAGGCCGUUUCGAGUAAUACAACGCAACGGGAUGAUUGGAAACGGUGAUGAUAGACUAGCAACGCACAAGCAUGACUUGCAAAAAAGUGACGAGACCAAGAAGAGUACAGCCUUGCGAUACCUGGCUGGGCGCGAAAAAGAGGCGAAGCGGACUCAGAAACCGCCGGCUUGGAAGCCGAGAGGGAACGCGGCGGCGACGGCAAGGGAUCAUAGUGGAGAUGCGGAUAUCAAGUUCUAUUCGGCAUGUUUCUGCCAUGGGCUUCGAGUACGGCAGUAUUGGCGAGACAGAUCCAGCUCCGCAAUGCCCAAACCGCACAUCACCUUGCUCGAGGCAAGACCCGAGCAGGGCUUGUCCCCGCCGGAUACUGGUCAAGGGGGGUGGGCUUGUGCUGAGAGUUCUGUCAUUCUAGAAUACCUUGAGGACACCAACAACACAGUCCCGCUACACCCGACGAUCCCCAAACUGAAAGCGAACUGCCGACUGUGGAUUGAUUUUAUUAAUACUAGAAUCGUUCCCUCCUUCUCCAGCGUUCUAUUAGCAACCGUCGAUGAGGGCCCCUAUUUUCUCGGCGACCACAUGUGUCUCGUUGACGUCCACCUUGCACCUUUCGCGCUCAGACUGUCUCGACUGGCACCUUUCAGCGGACUGAGCCUAUCAGCACUUCCAACACGAUGGAAAGGAUGGUUAGAUGCCCUCGAGCAGAAUCCCCAUGUGUGCAGCACCAUGAGCACCGAUGCGCUUUACGCUGAGUCGAUAGAUGACUUGAUCAAGGGGUUUCAGAGAAUAUCUGACUGA
Messenger RNA from Chaetomium globosum CBS 148.51, 1470 nucleotides. RefSeq lists its product as uncharacterized. The transcript has 6 exons. The record is from RefSeq and is a predicted model, not a curated record. Bases 1 to 1470 code for a protein of 489 amino acids. NCBI's taxonomy places the organism in Eukaryota, Fungi, Ascomycota, Sordariomycetes, Sordariales, Chaetomiaceae. Gene Ontology annotation, cellular component: cytoplasm.